GUGUUUUCAAAUUUUGCGCUUCAUCAUCUAGAAAAAAACUUAGUAAUUCUGUUGUUAAAAUCAGCCCAAAUAGUUUUUUUUGAUCAUCGUUUUAGGUUUCAGCCAUUCAUUCCUUUUUUCUUUCUUAUCCGACACACAAAUUACGCCAUAAAGACCGUUGCUUCUAAGUGACUGAUUAUGAAUGGCGGCAGCUCCACAAUUGGGUUUGCAUAAUAGGACGUUUGUGUAUUUCUUUCUGUCUCUGUUACUAGUCCUCUUUCUUCACUGCGAGAAGCAAUAUCAUAAAACUUUCCGGUCUUACUGUGAUUAAUUUGGGGUACUCAUCUUUAUUACGUCCUUUACACUCACAGUGCUAAUUCUACCAAAUGAAUACAGCUUAUGGCAGGAAUAGGACAGCGUUUCACUUCUGCUGACCACUCUGUUCCUUGGAACACUCAGACUCAAUAUAAUAUGGGGAGGGCUAUGGUACAUGAUUACAAUAAACCUGUCGCCACUUACGGCAGCAAUUUCACAAAAAGGCCUCUGUUUAGUGCUGGUAAUCCGGUGAAUACUGGGGCACCUAGUUUCAGUGAUAUUGCAACGCUUUCAACGAGUGGUUAUAAUUCUAGACCUGGGUCUUCUCAGCGUAAUGGUGAGCUCAUCAGUUCUAUACCCAAUGCAUUCUCUGGAAGAACAACAUAUCCUACUGCACUAGAUUCUAGUCUGGAAAAUGGUCCUUCAUAUUUCAAUGCAUUGAAUUAUAAUAAUAGUCAGACUGGUCCUGCAAGAAAUUUCUCUGAACCUUCUCUUUUCUCUUCGUUAUCCACCAUCAAUCGGACAGCUGGGAAUGACUUAACAAACAACAGAAUUGGGCCCGGAAGUAUUACCCCGUCAGUUCCUAUAAACACUGCUAUGGCCCUGGCAUCUCGUAACCCUGGAAAUCUUUACUCAAACUCAAUCGGAAAUGAAAAUACUUCUUCGAAUUCCACAAACCUUUCUUUAUCUUCGUCUUCACGUGGUGUUACUUUAGAUCCUUCAGAUUUCCCUCCAAUUUUAACAUCUACUGGGCGGAGUGGGAAUUCUUCCGCACCCUUUCAUUCCUCCUCAAACCAGCCCCCCUUGCGGAACUAUGUUUCCAUUAUGUCGAAAGGGUCUUCAACCAUAGAUCAGAGUUUAAAUCAAUUAAAUCAACAAUUUAGUCAUUCUUCAAAUAACCAGGCAGCUCCUCUGGAAUUUUCUAAGCAGGAUUUCCCCGCUUUACCUGGUUCGCACCAACCUACCACUAGCACUACUACGACAGUGUCGACGACGAGUGCCUUAACUGUCAAUUCAACAUCUGCUCAUCGUUCCUUGUCGGCUAGUUCCAUAACCCAAACUCCUGCUUCUACAAACUCUAGACGAUUGUUUAGCCAUACGUCCAACCACGUUUUAGGACCAUCAUCAGUCCGCAAUCAGCCGGGAUAUUCAAAUGUUCCCUCUAAAUCUGUUGGCUCCUCAAACGGUAUACAGUUACUUCCCAAUCAUUUAGUCACAAAUAUUCCUAAAAAUAUGAUUUGUGAUCAGUUCGGAAUGUUAGGUUUAUUGAAGCUGAUUCGCGUUGGUGAUUAUGAUGCUACGUUGAAUAUGCUAGCUCCUGGAUUAGAUUUAUCCUCAUUACACAGUAAUUGGCAGACACCUGGUGAACUUCAUACCACCUUUGUUUCACCUCUUCAAGAUUCUUGUUUUGGCCGUCCACAAGAUAUGGAUUAUCCUGUUCCACCGGAAUAUCUUAUACGACAUUUAGUUACAGAUCGUCUACCUGAUCCACCUAUGAAUCAAUUGUCAGAAGAGACAUUGUUCUGGUUAUUUUAUAAUUGUUGUCGAGAAGAAGCACAGUUGGUUGUAGCGAAAGAACUCUAUCAACGUGAAUGGCGAUUUCAUAAAAAAGAACAAAUAUGGCUUACUCGUAUAGUGGGUGCCAAUUUCACGUCAGAUAACAACUCUGAACAAGGUGAUUACUAUUUUUGGGAUCCUGUUAAAGCGCAAAAGUCUACCCAUCAAAUGACUAUCUUAUAUUCAGAUCUUGAUAAUGCACCAGCAGCAUUUCGUCUUAGUUCAGGCACAUUAAGUGCCUUUGUGAGUAUCGGUUUACCUGGUGGUUCGCACAGUAAUGUUCCACCACCACCUCCACCUCCUCCACCAUUACCACAAAAUCAACAACAACAGUUAGUUAGUUACCAACAUCAAUCACGUCAGGCGCAACAAGGCCAGCAAACAUUUUCGCAUACACAUCAUCAAACACUUAUGAAUAAUCAUAAUCCUAAUACAUCAGGACCAUUUAUUCCGUUUACUGCCAAUUCCCUGACUACUGGACCAUCGGUCAAUUCAUCAAAUGCUGCAACGUUAGCUAGUCUGUUCAACACUCGUCAACAGCAACCAAUUAAGCAACCACAACAACUGAAUUCAAAUCCAAAUUAUUUUUCAUCUCAUAAUCGAACUACUGGUCCUGUAAAUUCAUUGUUCACUAAUCGAUCAGCUCCAGUAUCAGUUCCUGUGACUAAUACAGUGAUUCCUUCUACAGAAACUACAUCAACUACUAAUUCAAACUUUAAUCGGCUGUCCAAUCCAUCACUUGUUAAUGAUAAUCCCAGUCAAGUAGUUUUUGAUGGUUCACAAAUUUAGAUAUAUAUAUAUAUAUAUAUAUAUAUAUAUAUAUAUAUAUAUAUAUAUAUAUAUAUAUAUAUAUAUUGUUUCCCUCCUGUUUUCUAAAUCCAUUUUCUUUUCUUAACGAUAUGGUAUGAAAAGAUACUCUAACAACUGCUUGUGUGCAUGAGAGUGUGAGGGUCAACUUAUGCAUCUGUCUAAUUCUGUCGAUAUUUCCCCUGAUCUUGUCUCUUAUUUCAUUUUUUAAUCUCUUGGUCACAGCUUCAGUUUAUCACAUGUUCUAAAAUUUGUUUAUCUUUUCUUUCUGUACACUUGCAAACAAACAAGAAAGUAAAUUAAAACGCUAAGCUGUGUGUAUGUAUACAAAAGCCAACGAGACCUGUUGUUUUGUCUUAAAGCAUAAUUCUUUUUUCUUUUCUAUAUUUAUAUAUAUGAAUCGAAAUCGAUGCAUCUGUAUUAUUAGUCUUUACUUACAUUUCAUUUCACCACUGUUAUUCUUCUAAUCAAGAUGAUAUUUUGUUAUUCUUUUCCUAAAAAUAUUCCUCAAUGCGUGUAGAACAGGGGCAGCUUGUCAGUUGAAAAGAUGCAAGUGAAUUAUGUUCUGUGAACACGUGUACUAUAGUGUGUAACCACUUAUCUUUACCUUCUUUCUAUUCUGCUUAUCUUUCACACCAUUAUUCCAUUUAUGUCCAUUGUUCUUUCUUCGUGAAUAUUAUUCUGCCUUCUUAGAAAAACUUGUCGUUUAUUUUGUUAACUUUUUAUUAAAUAAAUUAGUAAAGGAUACUUUUUAAUUGCAAUUAUUACUGUCCCUUCACUUGUUUCAACUAAUCUUUUUUUUGAUUGGUUAGUAGUUAAUGUGUAUAUCAAUGUAGAUAGGGUAGGUUUUCAGAAUGUAUGAAUAGUAGUAGUAGUAGUAGUAGUAGUAGUAGUAGUAGUAGUAGUAGUAGUAGUAGUAGUAGUAGUAGUAGUAGUAGUAGUAGUAGUAGUAGUAGUAGUAGUAGUAGUAGUAGUAGUAGUAGUAGUAGUAGUAGUAGUAGUAGUAGUUAUACUUAGUGUGUGUGUGUGUACGUGUGUUUCAGUAGAAUGGAUUUUCCUGAUCAUUCCAACUUGAAUAUCUUGUAUUUUUACAAGUCACUUUAUUCCUUCUCUAACUCCCGUUUUCCUCUGUUUUGUACAACUUCACUCACUCAUUUUAAAAAUCUUAGUUUCAACAUUUUUCUUCAUUGAAGACACAGUUCUUGAAAGAUUAAAUAGACGUGUGGAUAUUACUUCCUUUUGCAUUCUGCACCAUUUUCUUCUGUUUCACGCUUAUACAUACAUAUUUAACAUCUAUCUAUUGUCUUUAUUUCCUCGCUUAUACUUGGACUCGUGUAUUUGUAUAAAAACCUGGUCAUAGAGAGAGAGAGAGAGUGGAAAGUAAUAUUAGUUAAUCGGCUAAAUUAAUUAUAACUUAAGUAGUGUUAGCAUAAAUAUUGUGCUGUAUAUCAUAUCCCAUUUUUCGUGUGAUCUUCCCCUUAGGAUAUAUAUAAUAACUUAGAGUUUUCGCCUCUUUUCUUACUGUGUCUAAUUUUUAUUGUACUUUGUCUGUCUGUGUAUGUGUAUAUUCUGAUCAGAUAGAGGUAAAUAUUCCUUAAAAAUAUAAAUAUAUAAAUUUUAUAUUACAAAUAUGCAUCCUAUUAACUUUAUUACCUUCGUCAAGUAUAAUAUGGAAAAAUUUAUUUAUAAGUAUUUAUUGUUGAUUUGAUAGUUUUCUUCUAUGGAUUAAGAGCCUAGAUAUUUGCAAUACUUUCAAAAUUACAAGGGCUCAUGGCAUAUUUUUCUACCAUGGUUAGAAUUAAACAGCUUUUAAAGUAUAAACAGUUGGACAUAUUUUGUAUUGUUUGUUUGAAUCUUCCCAUUGAUGUUUAGGACUACAACUGAUCAGUCUUAUUUUCAUAUGUGUAUUCUGUGCGGAUUGCCUCACUUCACAAGCAUUAUAAGCGAACGGUCCUGGGUUCGAGUCUCGGAGUGAAUACCAAUACCGGCUGACGAGUCCCAAAUAGGAUGAAACGCGGUCCUAGAUUCCACUGCUAGCCACCAACCAUCUUUGCUGAAAAUAGUUGAACUGUUUCAAUGAUUUUAAAUUAAUGUUAUUCUCAGAAAAAUAUAUCGAAUUACCAUAUAACUGAAAAGAUUUAUUUUAGGCGAUGAUUUCUUGCGUAUGCACUGUUUAAAAUUAGUAUGUGAAAAAAGCUCAGGAUUUACUAUGAAUCUAUGAUAAUAUGCAGUGAUACGAUGUGACCGAUUGAUUGAUGUAACCUCAGGAUAAUUCGAAGUAAAAAAACAAGACCACUGAAUAGAAGAAUAUGUAUGUUUUUUAUGUAAUGAAACCGGUAUCCUCAUGUACAAGAUGUUAACAAAAUAAACGUCAUCGGUGAUUAACGGAAAUUAGUUUGGUUAUUUACUCUCCAGUCAUUUAGGACUUUCGGUUUUCGACUACAGUCCGUUAUAUAAAAAUUAAUGUAAAUUCAUGUUUAUUUAUUUUAUGGAAAUAUGGUAACCUCAAAUGUUAGUUUUUGGAUUACGCAUGUGUCGCCACGAUAAACUGAAAAGUAAAUUUAGAUAGAUUUUAGUUGUUAUUACUCGUUAAGUGGAAUCUUCCUCUUCUUUAUAUUUGCAUUCUACUUCAAUGUGCUGAAUAUUGACCAUUAAUCGCAUAGAACUUAAACAUGAGAAGUCGAUAUAAUCCAACAAGGUUCAGUCGUAAUCUUAAAGAAAGUCAGAGGUGGCAUCAUUCUAUGAGGUCACCGAUCCAUACGUAUAGGUAGGCGCAGACUAUCUGGUUGGAACCCACGCAUUUAUCAAGCUUUAGAGACGAUGAGCGACACCAUUCAGAAUCGGUUGCAAUCGCACCGACUAGUUUAUUCUGCCUUAAGAUAUUCAUAUCUUUUCUCAGCAAAUCCAUUCUCUUCUUUCAUAUCAACUAUGUCUAAUAUUUUUUUAAUCACAACUAGUACUGUUA
Molecule: messenger RNA, 5623 nt
Organism: Schistosoma haematobium
Lineage: Eukaryota; Metazoa; Platyhelminthes; Trematoda; Strigeidida; Schistosomatidae
Gene: CNOT2
Product: CCR4-NOT transcription complex subunit 2
Exons: 6
Coding region: 379-2640 (753 amino acids)
Biological process (GO): nuclear-transcribed mRNA poly(A) tail shortening; regulation of DNA-templated transcription
Cellular component (GO): P-body; CCR4-NOT core complex
Source: RefSeq, a predicted model, not a curated record